Suhomyces tanzawaensis NRRL Y-17324 is the source of this 2547-nucleotide messenger RNA. RefSeq names its product transcription factor (gene MBP1). Gene Ontology annotation, cellular component: MBF transcription complex; SBF transcription complex. The record is from RefSeq and is a predicted model, not a curated record. The transcript has a single exon. The coding region runs from base 1 to 2547 and encodes 848 amino acids. Gene Ontology annotation, molecular function: transcription regulator activity; protein binding; DNA binding. NCBI's taxonomy places the organism in Eukaryota, Fungi, Ascomycota, Pichiomycetes, Serinales, Debaryomycetaceae.
AUGAGCAACACCCAGAUAUACUCGGCCACGUACUCCAAUGUGCCGGUGUUCGAGUUCGUGACCUCAGAGGGGCCCAUCAUGAGAAGAAAACUGGACUCCUGGAUAAAUGCCACUCAUAUCCUCAAAAUCGCCAAGUUCCCCAAGGCCAAACGGACAAGAAUAUUGGAAAAGGACGUCCAGACAGGUAUACACGAGAAAGUUCAGGGUGGUUACGGUAAGUACCAGGGUACUUACGUGCCGCUAGAUCUCGGGGCAGAUAUCGCCCGUAACUUCGGGGUGUUUGAAGUCUUGAGACCCAUUUUUGAGUUCCAGUAUGUCGAGGGUAAAUCAGAAACUCCUCCACCUGCCCCCAAGCACAACCAUGCAUCCGCAUUGAAUAUUGCAAAGAGACAGGCAAGCACAGGCUCGAUGGCAGCUGCACCAGCCAGAAAGACUAAAAGUGUGAGCUCCUUAACAGGUGAGCCCCCCAAGAAGCGGGGCAGGCCAAGGAGAGUUGUAUUGAACUCAGCAGAACCGAAGUUAAAACACUCAGACACUACUCCCAUCGAGCCUGGCCCCAGUAUAGGAACAUUCAACAAUAGGGGGUCUUUCUCGUCCCAUUCGCCCCAGCCGCAUCCAGCAACAUUGUUGAGGCAGGACACAGAACAGGAUGCCUUGCAGGUCAUGACGAGUAAUAUGAAUUUGAAGAAUGAUGAUUUGGAGUUAGUGCAAAGCGACGAAGACGAUGAUGAUGCAGACGUGGUGGUUCCAAAGUCUAAUGGAAUAAGCAACCAUUUGUCUAUCAGGAUGGAUUCUCAAGGCGACGAAUUAAUGAAUACCAAGGAAUUGUUUGGCACCCCGCGAGACUCUUUUGAGAAAAUAAUACAGUCCAGGUCAAAUUUCAAUAAUCAUAAUGGACAUUCACAAGUAUCUCAUGAUCCAUAUAGCCUCCUGCAGUACCACCAACCAAGUUUAGCCAAGGUCAGCGAUACAUUGUACUCAGAAUAUUUCUCUAAUUUAUUGACAUACUUUUUGGACGAUUCAAAAAUACGAUCCGAUAACAUUCCUGAUAGAAUUGCAAUACCACCCCAGCCGAUAGCCAAAAUCAAUAUAAAUCAGGCAAUUGACAAUGAUGGCAACACAUUAUUCCAUUGGGCAUGCUCAAUGGCAAAUAUUUCUAUGGUGGAGUUUUUGAUGAGUACUUUCGAAAUUAGUCCCGAAGUCAGAAAUAACCAUGGAGAAACCCCACUAAUGUUUCUCAUUAAGUUCAAUAACUCGUACCAGCUCAAAAAUUUUCCAACCAUUCUUCAGCUCUUACUAGAAUCGAUAUUGUCGGUGGAUAACACGGGCAAAACAGUGUUGCACCACAUUGCAGCCAUAGAUAAUGAUAAGAAGAACAAGGAGAGGUUUUCCAGAUACUACUUAGAAACUAUUUUUGACAAGUUAGUUGAAACACUGGAUGACGAUGAACAAGUCGAAGAUAAUGGAGGUGAAAAUGAAGUGGACAACAAGGAAACAAUUCGCAACAAUAAAGAUUUGAUAACUAAAUUUACCAACCAUCAAGACUCCGAUGGAAACACUGCAUUCCAUAUUGCUGCAUACAGCUUGAAUAAGAAGUGUAUCAAGGUUUUCAUAAGUUAUCACAAGUACAUUGAUUUCACAUUACGGAACUUGGUGUCAUACACGGUGGAGGAUUACUUGGCAUCGCACAAUUUCGUGUUGAGGCUCGGCCAUGAAGAGAUUGCGGAAGGCAAUGAAGAUCUAGAUGAAGGGUUGGUUAACCAGGUCAACAAUGGAACGACACACAGUUUUGAAAGCGAAUUGUACAAUUCGAAGAUGGCGGUGAAUCUACAGAAUACGACUUCGAAUUUGAUCACGGAAAAGUUAACGGAAUUGGCCUACACCAUCGACAAGGAGUUGAGUGAAAAAGACGAGGUGAUUUUAUCGUUGUUUAAGAUCCUCAAGGUGACCAACCAGGGGAAGUUAGAGUCGCAGAAAAAGGUGCUAUCGUUCUUCAAAUUGGACCACCUCAUCGAGGAUUUGGAGAAGGCGUUAAAAAACAGCAAUCCCCAUGACUUGGUGAUUGACUCCAACAAGGACCGGGUGAUUCAAGAGGAGAUCUCGAGGGUAGUUAACGACUUGAGCUACCUGUACUUAACCAAAAAGAAUGAGUUGGACGAGCAGAGCAACAAGUACCAUGGCGUCCAGGAGAAGUUGCAGAUGAAGCAGUUGGAGCAGAUAAUUCAGCAGGAGUUGAAUCACAACCAGGACACACAGGGCGACCAGUUUGAGAAGGCGGUAGAAUUGACGGGAGAGGUCAUCAAGAGACAGAGGCUUCUCCGUCAGGUUCUCGCCAAGCAGUUAGAACUUGUUCCGCAGACCUCCAAGGAUGGCGACGCCGUCAAGGUAGAGAACGGUGAAAAGCCGGGAAUCGUGUCGAAGUAUCCUCAAGAAGAUAAAUUGCACAAGUACUGCAAGUUGAUCUCGUUGUGCUGCGGCAUGAAUGUGGGGGACGUGGAGAGCUCGAUCGAUCUCAUCGAGCAGUCGUUGUUGAAGGGAGGAAAAUAG